Messenger RNA from Dufourea novaeangliae, 1254 nucleotides. RefSeq lists its product as uncharacterized. The record is from RefSeq and is a predicted model, not a curated record. Bases 1 to 1254 code for a protein of 417 amino acids. The transcript has 7 exons. Lineage: Eukaryota; Metazoa; Arthropoda; Insecta; Hymenoptera; Halictidae.
AUGAUAUUCAACGUCAUCCUUAUUUGUUUUUUUCUUCGUUUUGACGCUCGUGCCGAGGUUCGAUCUCAAAGGGUUCCACAGGAAAUCGAUGAUGCUCGUUAUUGCGACUUCGACGGUUCACGAAAGAACUACAACGCGUCGGAUUUGUUGCAGUGUAUCGAUCGGUUGGCUGGCGAUCACCUUGAUCGUGAAAGCGGCGGGCCGACUGGUGGGAAGAGUCAGUGGAACGGGUCGACCGGCAGACAGAUCUCCUUCACCGACAUUUUUGCGAAUCUGUUCGACCAGAACCAAUCUCCGCUCCAUCAGACCACCUCCUAUCCGGCGGAUACGGCGUCUAGCUACUACCAAUCGAAUUACCCGACGACAUCAGGUGGAACGUUCGAUCUUCCGGGUGGAUUUCGGCUGAAUCUCCUCGAUGCCCUCUCCUCCAUAUCCCGUCACGAUGACUAUAAGUGCGUGCCACGGAUACUCUGCGAGAUGGCCAGCGGAAAGCUUCCUGGGAGAUCGUUAGGCAAACAAACCUCGAAUCUCUUCGACUACUUCGGACAAAACACUCUCAUGGAAUGGCUGACCAAAGUCGACGUCGCCGGUGAUUCCCCUCUGCUGAACUUCGGACGAGCGAUGAUCCUCGGUUACAGCAACAGAGGGAACUCCCCGGCGUGUUACAGAGCAUUCCCGAGGUGCCCGAGGGACUCCAGCGAGCUGGUUUAUUAUCUGAAUAACUACAACGGAGGGUUCUUUCGACUCUUUAAUAGAAUUCGGUUCGGCCAGCAUAGACAGGCGAAUCGUUUCCGUGAUCAGCGACGUAAAUAUUCAGGGCCUAGAACCGAGGGCAGAAUAAUUACUGGUUCAGCAAUAAUAGCCGAACCGCCUCGAGUAUUUGUAAAUAAAGUCCAUUUUCCAAAUUACGAAUACUAUAGAGGCAGCAAUGAGAUCACUUUCCCAAACGAGAAUCUUCUGAGCACUGAAUCUGUGGCAAAUGAUAUCCCGAAUUAUAUACCAGAAUCGGAGGAGACCGUUUUCCAGGAAGACCGUAUUCCAUUCUUCCCUCAGGUGGCAAACAGAAGUCCCGAGACGCCGUCGUUGAGCGCGAUGUUACUGGCGCAAACGCCAUUUGUGGAAACAGCAUGGGGCGCCGUUCGAGCACCGACAAGUUGUCCAAUGAAUCUGCUCACGGGGCAUGAGCCACCGCUUUAUGUCUCAGUUACCCGGGACGGUAAAUUGUAUCUUAUCACCGUUCGAUUUCCUGCUUAG